AUGUGGGCGCGAUGGAAGGCGCAAUGGCGCAGGCUGGACGCGAUGGUGCGGAAGUCCGGGGUGGUCAUCUCCCCGCGCGGGCGCAUGGGCGCGACAAUCGUCCGCGUGGCGACGGGCAGCUGCGGCAUGGCCACGUGGUUUCGCAUCGUUGACAUUUACAGAGGAGUUUGCGCGGACCCCGGCGCUCCGACGACUGGCCUGGCCUCGCUGCCGCUCUUCAAGGCGUCGGCCUGGACGGACAACUUCGACUGCAACUUCAAGGUCUUCAUCAUCCACUUCGUGCCCGUCAACGCGAUCAGCCAGUUCGUGUGGGCGGCCAUCUUCUUCGCGCCACUGCUGGGGGUCAACAACUCGGUCACGCGCUCCAUGUGGGACAACCGCAGCCGCAUCGCGCAGCGGCAGUUCGUCCCGCGCAUCUUCGCGCUCGCGCUCAUGAACCUGUGCCACGAGUGGCCCGCACUCUCCAUCUGCAGCAUGGGAACCGCCUUCAACGUGUGCUCCGCGCUGGAGUACGAGGCCGGGCGCGACACCGCGCAGGAGACCGACGCGGACAGGCGGAUGCGCCGCACGGCCGCGAUCUCGAUGUACGCCGCGUGGCUGAUCGCCAUGGCCGUGGAGCUCGUGAUCGGCCGACUGACGCCCGCGCGCUUCGCGGGGUACCUCUGGUCCGCCGUGGUCUGCCGGCUGUUCUACUGGGGGGUGUGUUUCACGUUCGGGUCCGAGGCGCGCGUGCUCGCGCGCGGCGGAGAGACCGGCGACGUCAGCGCGAUGGGCGUCGACGUGGAGGUGGUGUCGUAUAUCUCGCUGGCGGCAGACUGGGCGCUGACGGCGCACGUGCCGCUGCUGGCGGCGCUCGCGGCGGCGUGGAGGCACAGUGCGGUGCACGGGCCGCUGCUGUGGCGCGCGUGGGAGCGCUGGGCGCUCGCGGGCGCGCUGACGGGGCUGGUUGCCUUCGCUGGGAUGCCAAAGGUCGCGGGGGCGAGGGCGGAGGUGCGCACGGCGAGCUGGGUGCUGCUGACGAGCGCUCUCGGCGUCGCGUGCACGUGGGGCCCGCUGGGCGCGGGGCUGCACGCAGCGGUGACUGCGAUGGAGGUGGCGCACCUGAGCGCCGAGCCCGUGGGGAAGGAGCUGCGGUUCGAGCGCGGCACGCUGACGGCGUUGCGCGGCCUCGCGGCUGCGUCGUGCGCAGCCGCGCUGCUGACGGGCGCGGGGCUCUGGCCGGCACUGACAGCCCUGGGGGUGUAUUUGGCGAUGGUGGAGGUGUAUCCCAGGGUUGCGAGUACGCAGCCGCGGCGCGACGCCCUCCGGACCGUGGCUCGCCAGCUCUACGGAGGCGCGGUGCAUUCGUCCCCCGUGGUCAUCCUGCUCUGCGCCUGGACGACCGUCGUCGUCCUGCUCCCGGUCCUCAUGUUCCUCUCCUUCGGCAAGGGCGACGGCACCGUCACUUUCGCCACCCUCAUUGGACUGGCGAUGGUCCUGCUGGCCGCGGGGGGGCUCCAGAACGCCGGCGCGCUCGCCGCCGCCGUGCACGAGGAGCUCAUCGGCACCAUCAUGCCCGCGAAGGUCGCCCGCGAGCUCGUCAGUCAGACCCUGCAGCGCGAAGUGGACGACGCGGAGCAAGCGACGCGGCGACCGCUGGCCGCCGUGCAGUCCGAGGCGCGCACGGGGCGGCUGCGGACGGGCCGCGCCGCGAGCAUCUUCGCGCGCAGCGUGAACGACUCCUCCCGGGGAAUCUCGGAUCACUCGGCCGCGUCGUCGCUGCACACGGAGGCCUCGAUGGCAUCGCGCAGCACGCACGGGUUCGCUCGAACGUCCAACCUCGCGCCGCGGGCGGACAGCGCGACGCUGCGGCCGCAGCGCAGCGACCUCGACGACGUCGCGGAUCGCUCGUCGGCGUCGUUGGGCGUCCUGCAGCAGCCGCUGGCGGCGGCGCGCGAGACGAGCAUCCGCGGCGCCGGCGGGAGCGCGCAGGCGGCCGGCGUGAUGUCGCGCGCGGCACACGGCCCGAGCAGCGACGCCCUCGAGAAGAGCGAUCCGUCGGCGUCGGCGCACCGCGUCGAAGAGAGCGACCUGUCGCGUCGGUCAGCGCUGGCUCGCAUCGAGGAGCUGGCGCACCAGAUGGAGGAGGAGGGCAUGCCGGGGCGCGACAACGUGGACGGGAUGUCGGAGGUGUUCGAGAUGCUCGAUGUGCUGCGUGCCGGGGGGGUGGAGGUGGACGCGGAGCGCGGGAAGGACCUCGUGGCGAGCGUGGAGAACAUGGUGGACGCGGCGCGGACAGGCGGCGCGAUUCCGUUGGCGGGGGACGACCAGCGCGUGACGCUGCAGACGCAGCGGUCGCUGACGAGCCGGGCGGAGGCGGAAACGGGCCACACGUCGCCGGCGACGUCGACCCGGGGGGCGGAGCUGAUCCGGCAGGAGGCGCGCUCGAAACGGCAGGCGCAGCUGCAGCUCGCGCACCAGAGCAUCGUGCGGCACUGCGGGAACGUGUGCGAGCAGGCCAUCCAGCAGUGGCACGCGCCCGGCGCGCCGAUGCGGAACCCGCUGUGCUUCACGACCUUCCACGACGUGAUUUGCGUCUUCAGCGACAUCGUGUCGUUCACGCCGCUCAACCAGCAGAUCGGCGACGGCGCCAUGCUCGACCUGCUGCACUCGUACUUCACGAUGCUCGACAGCGCCGCGUCGCUCAUGGGCCUGUACAAGUACGAAACGGUGGGCGACGCGUACGUGGCCAUCGUCAACAUGGAGCACCGCACUGCCUCGAGCGCGAACCGGAACCGCGCGGAGGAGGACGUGAUGCUCGCGCUGACCUUCGCGGAGCUCAUGCACCACGCAGCCAACUCGAUCGAGAUCCCGCGGAAGGCCGAGGGCCCCCGCACCGGCCCCGCGCCGUCCAUGGACGAACAGCAGCGCCUGCAGGUCCGCGUGGGGAUUCACCGCGGGGCGCUGUCCGGCGCGGUGCUGGGCGACAUCCGCACGCUGUUCUCGCUCUUCGGGGAGACGAUGACGGAGGCCGAGCGCAUGGAGUCGACUGGUCGGCCCGGGUGGAUCAAGAUGACGUAUGAUGUGUACAGGCAUCUGCCGCACCCUAUCCAGUCGCUGUGCGAAGGCGUCGUCGACCACAGGCACAGGGACGGCCCGCGCACGCUCGGCGACAUCGACGCCGCGUGGGGUUCGAUGAACGAGGACGACACCCCCCCCGAAAAGAUGGCCUACAUGCUGGAGGUCAUUCGCGAGCGCCGUGUGCCGCGCAUCGGCGGCGCGAGCAAGCAGGGCAGCUCCAUCGAGCACGUGGUGGACGGGGACCCGCGCAGCGCCCCUCGGCGGUGGUCGACGUUCAACGCCCACCACGAGGUGGGCGGGGGGCACCCUGGGGACCGUCGCGCGUCCGUUGGAGGCAGCGGCGCGGAGGAGAAGGAGGACGAGGAGGUGGGUAUGGUGCGGCGUACGGGCGGGGUGACGCAGGGGCGGUGGAGGGGGUGA
Molecule: messenger RNA, 3480 nt
Organism: Pedinophyceae sp. YPF-701
Lineage: Eukaryota; Viridiplantae; Chlorophyta; Pedinophyceae
Source: the annotation of a GenBank genome assembly